Messenger RNA from Rhagoletis zephyria (snowberry fruit fly), 690 nucleotides. RefSeq lists its product as uncharacterized. Lineage: Eukaryota; Metazoa; Arthropoda; Insecta; Diptera; Tephritidae. The record is from RefSeq and is a predicted model, not a curated record.
AUGAAGAUACCAUUCUUUAGCAGCUCGGCACCCAAAGAGCCCGAACCCAUAUCCUAUGCUUCGGAGUUUCGGGAUUUCAUACAAAAUAAUGCACCAUUGGACUUUGAGACAAAAAUGGCACGAGCGCGACCAUUUGUUUUCGCUAGCUUUAUAGCGUGGCCGGCGUUUUGGAUGUAUAGAGGCAUGGAUUGGAGCAAUAGGGCGCCGUUGGAACGUUCCUUGGUCAGCUAUAUAAAUCGGACUUUUCAUCAAGCCAAGUUAAUGCAGUUUGCUAUACUCAGUUUGGGUCUAAUGUUUGCGGUAUAUGAAGAGAGUCCUCUUCUACAUAAAGUGAACUAUAUGCUUAAGGGUAUCGACCACGAAGACGAUUACAGAGGUAAACCUAGACCGGUUGAUUGAUUGAGAGUGAAUAACAAACUUAAAUUAAGAGCCAGGCUGUGAGAAAAUGGGGAAGAAGAAAGCUAACGUUUUUUUAGUUUACAAAAAGUCCCAAAUUCGACAGAUCACAAAUUAAAUGCACUUAUCAGCAAUUAAAUUUACUCAGAAAAAUUUUAAAGAAAAAUUUAAUGUUUGCCAACUCAAACAAAACUACUAUAGUUUUCGACAAAAAAGGCAGUACAGAAAAAUAUUUCACAUUUCUGAUAGUUUACAUUUGAAAUUUCUGGCGUAAAAAUUCAAAAUAAAAUCAUU